AUGGCUUCUGAUUCAGGAUCAGACCACAAUGGAGGCGAAAAUGUGCGCAUCACCGUCGAUAGUAUUAUGGAAGCGAUAGGAGCCCUGAAAGAAUGUAGCGGCUCCUCCCUGACUUCUCUCAAGAAAUACUUCGCGUCUAACUCACAGACGCAUGCACCGGCUAGUGAACUGAGCACUCAGAUCAAGAAGGCACUUGCCAGAGGAUUACGAGAAGGGAAAAUCCAAAAGGCGGGCAAGUCGCGGUUCACUCUGGGCGUAGAUGACGACGAAGGGAGCAAGAAGAGCCGUCGCCGAAGAGUGCUGAAUGACGACGACGACGAUCGCCCUCAUCGCAGACGACGCAGCAGACGCCGAGGAGGUCGAAGACGACGCAGCAGACGUCGUGGUCGAGGUCGCAGACGACGCAGCCGACGACGAGGCCGAGGCCGAAGGCGACGCAGCCGAAGACGCGUCAAAGGCAGAAGACGACGCAGUAGACGUCGUGGCAAAGGUCGCAAACGCCGAAGACGUUAA
This is a messenger RNA of Physella acuta, 513 nucleotides long. Its product is annotated as protamine-like. Lineage: Eukaryota; Metazoa; Mollusca; Gastropoda; Physidae. Gene Ontology annotation, biological process: nucleosome assembly. The record is from RefSeq and is a predicted model, not a curated record. Gene Ontology annotation, molecular function: DNA binding. Gene Ontology annotation, cellular component: nucleosome.